ACUAUACAAAUGCAGUGUUCUUGUAAAGGAGGUGCUGGAGGGUGUUGUAAACAUAUUUCUGCAUUUUUAAUUCUUUUGACAAGAAAAAACCUCUCCGAGCUAGAAAAUAUUUCCCAAACGGAGCUGAGUUGUGCAUGGGCAAAUGUAAAAGGUUCAGUAAUAAAGAAGUAUAAAGCUGUUUGUAUCAAUGAAAUGCCUUGCAUUAAACCAAAUGUGGUACCUGCUAUUACGGUGGACGAAGACAUGAAGAAGACUAUGCUUAACUUCUUUAUUAAAAAACUCCCAAAAUCAGCCAUUGCCAAACAUUUAGAAGGCCGUCAAACUGAAGGGGCAUCAAAUAAUUUGGAAGGCAAUGAAAAUGAUGUUGCUAUACCAUUCAAUUUUACAAUAAUUAUUGACAAUGCUGCACAGUCAAUUCUGAUGAUGAUGUUAAGUUCAUUGGAAUACCAAUUUUCUUUUCCCUGUUGUAAAGCUUUAUAUAGUACCAUCUUAAAUGACUCAGUAUACAACACGGUAAGUUUAUGCCAAAGUUGCACUGACUGGUACAAUGCUCGCCAAUUUCGCAUUACUGGGUCAAGGUGUUACGAAAUAUAUACUUAUAGAGGACUGGAUUGGGAUACCAAAUCAAAGAAAUUCUAUUGGCCAAAAUCCUUUACCAAUAAGUUUGUAAGACAUGGCCUGAAGUACGAAAAAGAUGCUAGAGCUGCUUUUAUAUCUCAAACAGGACAUACUGUGAUUGAAUGCGGCAUGAUCAUUUCUCCCCAAAACAAAUGGCUUGGAUUCUCUCCAGAUGGCAUAAUUAUUGAUACCAAUGGAAAUCCAGUUGCUCUGUUAGAAAUAAAAUGCAUAUAUUCAGGUUCAUCAACUUCAAUUGAAGAUGCUAUCCAGAGCUGCAGUUACAUCACAAAGGAAAAUGGAGUGUAUCGUUUAAAAAAAAAUCACAAAUAUUAUGGUCAAGUGCAAUUUGGCAUGGCUAUAUUAAAUGUUCCUAAAUCCUAUUUGGUUUUAUAUGCAUCAUUUGACAUGUCCCUAGUAAUUAUUGAUAUUGAAUAUAAUUUUGAAUUUACUUGGGAAAUGUUAAGUAAAGUAAAAACAAAUUAUUUUUCCAAAAUGAUACAUGCUAUUUGUGAAAGUAAGAGUGAAUAAAAUUUGAGUUUAUGCUGUACCUAAUAUACAGGGUGCUACAAAUUCGAGGUACGAGCAUUGGUAUCUCGUAUCUCUAUAUAUAUAUCUCUAUAACCGUAUUAGAUACGAAGAUGGUUAAAUUGGGGCAAAGUUGCGCUUUGGGAUGUUCACCAAGAUACCAUCAAAAAAG
Molecule: messenger RNA, 1315 nt
Organism: Sitophilus oryzae (rice weevil)
Lineage: Eukaryota; Metazoa; Arthropoda; Insecta; Coleoptera; Curculionidae
Exons: 4
Coding region: 10-1146 (378 amino acids)
Source: RefSeq, a predicted model, not a curated record